Messenger RNA from Apodemus sylvaticus (European woodmouse), 5200 nucleotides. RefSeq names its product VPS18 core subunit of CORVET and HOPS complexes (gene Vps18). Gene Ontology annotation, cellular component: HOPS complex; endosome. Lineage: Eukaryota; Metazoa; Chordata; Mammalia; Rodentia; Muridae. The coding region runs from base 290 to 3211 and encodes 973 amino acids. The record is from RefSeq and is a predicted model, not a curated record. The transcript is spliced from 5 exons. Gene Ontology annotation, biological process: intracellular protein transport; endosome to lysosome transport; endosome organization. Gene Ontology annotation, molecular function: protein-macromolecule adaptor activity.
GGGGCGGGAGUCAGCUGAGCUGCCUGGGCGAGGUUGUGAUCACCUGGGAUCUGCUAAGGGGAGCCUCUAAUCUCUUGGGACUGGAGCUGGGGUGCAAAACUGCGCCAUAUUCUAGUUGGGGCUCCUCGAUCGUCUCGUCCUAUGCAGAGAAAACGAAAAGGGCCUCAGAAUUUUUAAAAGGUUCUCAGGAUCUGUCAGACGCUGGGAAAGCACAGCUUGAAAUCCAGGACGACCGGGGUCCCAGUUGUGACCCCCAGGCCCCAGACCAAAAACCCAGUGUUUGACUGCCAUGGCGUCCAUUCUGGAUGAGUAUGAGGACUCACUGUCCCGCUCGGCCGUCUUGCAGACUGGUUGCCCUAGCGUGGGCAUCCCCCAUUCUGGGUAUGUAAAUGCCCACCUGGAGAAGGAGGUGCCUAUCUUCACAAAGCAACGGAUUGACUUCACCCCCUCCGAGCGAAUCACCAGCCUUGUUGUUUCCUGCAAUCAGCUCUGCAUGAGCCUGGGCAAGGAUACACUGCUCCGCAUUGACUUGGGCAAGGCCAGUGAACCCAACCGCGUGGAACUGGGGCGCAAGGAUGAUGCCAAAGUCCACAAGCUGUUCCUGGACCAUACCGGUUCUCAUCUGCUGAUCGCUCUGAGUAGCACCGAGGUCCUUUACUUGAACCGCAAUGGACAGAAGGCCCGGCCGCUGGCUCGUUGGAAGGGGCAGCUGGUGGAGAGCGUGGGCUGGAACAAAGCCCACGGCAACGAGAGCACCACCGGCCCCAUCCUGGUCGGCACAGCGCAGGGACAGAUCUUUGAGGCGGAGCUCUCAGCUAGCGAAGGUGGCCUCUUCGGCCCUGCCCCGGAUCUCUACUUCCGUCCACUGUACGUGUUAAAUGAGGAAGGGGGUCCAGCCCCCGUGUGCUCCCUCGAGGCUGAGCGUGGCCCUGAUGGACGAUGCUUUGUCAUUGCCACCACACGGCAGCGCCUCUUUCAGUUCAUAGGCCGAGCAGUGGAGGAUGCCGAAGCCCAGGGCUUCUCGGGGCUCUUUGCUGCCUAUACAGACCACCCACCCCCAUUCCGCGAGUUUCCUAGCAACCUGGGGUAUAGUGAGUUGGCUUUCUAUACGCCUAAGUUACGCUCUGCUCCUCGCGCCUUCGCCUGGAUGAUGGGAGAUGGUGUGCUGUAUGGCUCCCUGGACUGCGGCCGUCCUGACUCCCUGCUGAGUGAGGAGCGAGUGUGGGAAUACCCAGCUGGGGUUGGUCCUGGGGCCAGUCCACCCUUAGCCAUCGUCCUGACCCAGUUCCAUUUCCUGCUGCUGCUGGCAGACCGGGUGGAGGCUGUGUGCACGCUGACGGGGCAGGUGGUGCUACGGGAUCACUUCCUGGAGAAGUUUGGACCACUGAGGCACAUGGUGAAGGACUCGUCCACAGGUCACCUGUGGGCCUACACUGAGCGCGCAGUCUUCCGCUACCAUGUGCAGCGUGAGGCUCGGGAUGUGUGGCGCACCUACCUGGAUAUGAACCGCUUUGACCUGGCCAAGGAGUAUUGUCGAGAGCGGCCUGAUUGCCUGGACACGGUCCUGGCCCGAGAGGCUGAUUUCUGCUUUCGCCAGCAUCGCUACCUGGAGAGUGCCCGCUGCUAUGCUCUGACCCAGAGCUAUUUUGAGGAGAUUGCCCUCAAGUUUUUGGAGGCCCGGCAAGAGGAGGCGCUGGCCGAGUUUCUACAGCGGAAACUGGCCGGCUUGAAGCCGACUGAACGUACCCAGGCCACACUACUGACCACUUGGCUGACAGAGCUCUACCUGAGCCGGCUCGGUGCUCUGCAGGGCGACCCGGAUGCUCUGAAUCUCUACCGGGACACACGGGAGUGCUUCCGUACCUUCCUCAGUAGCCCUCGGCACAAAGAGUGGCUCUUUGCCAGCCGGGCCUCCAUCCAUGAGCUGCUCGCCAGUCAUGGGGACACGGAGCACAUGGUGUAUUUUGCAGUGAUCAUGCAGGACUACGAACGGGUGGUCGCAUACCACUGCCAGCACGAGGCCUACGAGGAGGCCCUGGCUGUGCUUGCCCGCCACCGUGACCCCCAGCUCUUCUACAAAUUCUCACCCAUCCUCAUCCGACAUAUCCCUCGCCAGUUAGUGGAUGCCUGGAUUGAGAUGGGCAGCCGGCUGGAUGCUCGGCAGCUCAUCCCUGCCCUGGUGAACUAUAGCCAGGGUGGCGAGGCCCAGCAGGUGAGCCAAGCCAUCCGCUAUAUGGAAUUCUGCGUGAAUGUGCUUGGUGAGACCGAGCAGGCCAUCCACAACUACCUGCUGUCACUGUAUGCCCGCGGCCAGCCAGCCUCACUUCUGGCCUAUUUGGAGCAAGCUGGCGCUAGCCCACACCGUGUACAUUACGAUCUCAAAUACGCACUUCGACUUUGUGCUGAGCACGGCCACCACCGCGCCUGCGUCCACGUCUAUAAGGUGUUGGAGCUGUAUGAGGAGGCUGUGGACUUGGCCCUGCAGGUGGAUGUGGACCUGGCCAAGCAGUGUGCAGAUUUGCCAGAGGAAGAUGAGGAACUUCGCAAGAAACUAUGGCUCAAGAUCGCCCGGCACGUGGUGCAGGAGGAGGAAGACGUUCAGACAGCCAUGGCCUGCUUGGCCAGCUGCCCCUUGCUCAAGAUCGAGGAUGUGCUGCCCUUCUUUCCUGACUUUGUCACAAUCGACCACUUCAAGGAAGCCAUCUGUAGUUCACUCAAGGCCUACAACCACCAUAUCCAGGAGCUGCAGCGCGAGAUGGAAGAGGCCACAGCCAGUGCCCAGCGGAUCCGACGAGACUUGCAGGAGCUUCGCGGGCGCUACGGCACGGUGGAGCCCCAGGACAAAUGCUCCACCUGCGACUUCCCUUUGCUCAACCGACCCUUUUACCUGUUUCUCUGUGGCCACAUGUUCCACGCUGACUGUCUCCUGCAGGCCGUGAGGCCUGGCCUUCCUGCCUACAAGCAGGCCAGGCUUGAGGAACUGCAGCGCAAGCUUGGGGCUGCGCCUCCUCCAACCAAAGGCUCUGCGAAGGCCAAGGAGGCCGAAGCAGGGGCUGCGGCUGUGGGGCCCAGCCGGGAGCAGCUCAAGGCUGACCUAGAUGAACUGGUGGCUGCUGAGUGUGUGUACUGUGGGGAGCUGAUGAUUCGCUCUAUUGACCGGCCUUUCAUUGAUCCCCAGCGCUAUGAGGAGGAACACCUCAGCUGGCUAUAGGAAGUGACCCCAUGUGGGUGGACGGACAGGGAUACAGCUACCAGACCCUCCAGAAGGCCAGGCCCUGGUCGGUGUUCAGUCCUUGAGAUUGCCAGGCCUGUGAUUGCAAGGGUGUUGGAGCCGAGCUUCAGCCCCGGGGUUUCAGGCGUGAACAUGUUCUGUGCCCUGCGAACUGUGCUUCAGACCUGUCUUAGAGCUGAUUGUCCCCCAGGCAGCCUGAGCUGGUGAGAUCAGCCAUGAUCCUUUAACCCACUACAUCUAACAAUUCCUCUGUUCUUGUCAGCUUGUUCCCGUGGACUGAGUAGCCCAAUGUCCUUCCUUCCUCUGCCACUCCAUAGCCUCUGGACCUCCAGCACGCCCUCUUCUGCCUCAACUAGGCAACCCAGGAGUGAGCAGGCAGACUCCAGCUCCUAGGCACUUGUGGAGAGGGUGGUACUAAGGGUAGGCAUGUGGAGAUGCUAAUGUGACCCUGGGGCUGAGGGCGCACCUAGGACAAGGGGAAUAGCAACACGCGGAGAGCAUUAUUAAAUUGCACUGCAGUGGUGUCUCUGGACUUGAUGGCUUUGUGUUGAUGCUGAAGCUAACAGGGUAUGAUCCCAAGAAGGGAUGGUAUGCAUGCCACAAGAAGGCUGCCUACACCAGGCAUGGUGGCAUAGAACAGGGCAUGGCCAGCCUGGUCUACAUAGUAAGUUCUAGGCCAGCCAAGGCUACAUAAUAUGGCCCUGUAUCAAAACAAAACAAAGAAAAGACCUCCAGAGACCUCCAGAGUCCUGCAAGCCUUUAAGCCUUGGCACAAGGUCUUUCAUUGGGGGUGAGACAGGACAAUCUGGUUCCUCUGACUAUAAAGCUUAGAGAUUCCAGGUCCUCUUCCUAAAUCCUGGAGCUAUCCUCCCCUCUGGCUGGCAGGUGGCGCUGCUGCUCAGGGAAUUCAUCCACUUUUGGCAUCUUGGGGCACAAAUUCUCACACUUGCUAGUCUUACUAAUGCUUCCUCAGCCAUUCCCUUGCUAGCUGUUGCAAGAAUUUUCUAGAAGUCUGCAUUUCCUGGGCAGGAUUCUAAGCCAUUAAUUCUUUCUCCAAGUGUUCUUUAUUAGCAUCAGUUCUAUAGUACAGGGGUUCCUUGGGUCAUGCUCACCACCUUUCCCUUCCUCCCACUGGUUCUCCUCCUCCUCCCUAGUCUUCCUCACUUCCACUGUCGCAUCUGUAUUGUGUGCAGGCAAGCAUACAUGUGCAUACGUGUGCAUGCGUGUGGGGUAGUUCUAUGCCCACCUCCCUGAGUUUCGUUAGGGUUGAUACAGGAGACCAGGCAGGCACUUUACCAGUGCUGAACCACUAAGGAAAUGAGAAAAUGCCUCUUCCUCCCCAUCAACCCUAACUGAGUAUAAGCCCUUCCAUGGCAGUGUAAAUAGACUGGGCCAGUCACGUGCAGACCUUGUUCAGGUAACGACAGCUGCUCUGAGUUCCAGAGCCCAGAGCGUAGGAUGCCAACCACCACCUUUCCUUCUGCUCUUUCUGCCUCUUUGGUAGUCUUCCUGAACCUUGAGGUGUGGCCUGAUCCUCAUUUAUAGCUGUAAGUCCCUAGUUCUCUCCAGUGCCUCUUACACAGUCUGUAUUCUGCUUGCUUGCCCUUCUGAUAGACUGGAUCCCUGCCAGCCUGGGCCUGGUUCCGCUAUAUGCACUGUGAAGCUCUGUGUCAUUCGAGCUGUUUUCUCCUUAUCUUGCUCCUGUGGCUUUGCCUUUCCUCACCCAAGACAACACUUUCUUAGUUUUAGUUGGGGCCAGAAGCUACAUCUGGGGCAUCCUGGAGUCAGGCCUCCAGGGACAGCCUUUGCCCUCUGGACAGGUGUUCAUAGUCCGACUUCCUAGAUAUGAAGUCUUCAUAUGAAUCUGUCAGCUGGCCCAGAAUGUGACAACAUAAGUGAGUGUUCCUGUCCCUAAGCAAGAGGCCAGCUGAUCUAGUUUAUAAAUGUCUUUUUUCUCCUCCAUUGUAA